CUGAUUGCAGGGAUAAUCUUCGGCGGUGUUGUGCCAUAUAUUCCUCAAUACAAGCAAAUCAAAGACACGGAUAGCGCCGACGGCUUCUCUACUUACGUGUGUUUGGCUCUACUCUUAGCCAAUAUUCUUCGCAUUCUCUUCUGGUUUGGCCGUCAGUUCGAGACACCACUUCUUCUUCAGUCAAUUGUCAUGAAUUUGGCGAUGAUUUUAAUGAUAGAGCUGUGCGUUCGGGUGAACCAUAAGAACCUAUUGAUUCCCAGUAAAAACAGAUUCUUCAUCGGUAUUUGUCAUUCACUUAUUAUUUUGAAUUUUAGAGUCUGAGUUCACAUCCCAUUAAUAACCACUUAACUAAUGAUAAGAAUUGCAUGAAUUCAGUGAACAAUUACAUGUUAGAUAAAACGGGUUCUGUUUAUUUCAUUGAUUUAAAGAGUAGUGGUAGUGGUUGUGGAAAUACUUGUGAUUUGAAGCCAAAAAAGUUUUUUGAUCUCGAUUACUGCUAUUUCUGGCAAUGGACUGAUUUUAUCAGUUAUAUUGAAUGUUUGGCCACUUUUACAGUUUUUUGUGGAGUUUUAAUGUAUCUAUUGAUUGACGUCUCAAUAUUUGUCGAAACGGUAGGCUUUCUAUCGGUUUUCAUUGAAGCCCUGUUAGGAUCUCCACAACUCAUUAAGAACUAUCAAAAUAAAUCGACUCUUGGAAUGAGUAAACUUAUGGUCUUUUUGUGGACUUUUGGCGAUGUCUUCAAAACGACAUAUUUUUUGGUGAGAAGAGCUCCGAUUCAGUUCUGGAUAUGCGGUCUCUUACAGGUGUCCAUAGAUUUGUUUAUUUUCGGACAAAUCUUAUAUUAUAGAAAACCUUACAAAAAAGUGUCAAAGGCUUACAUUCAUUGAGAUUAACAUUUGACUUAAGAUUUAACAAUUUUUACAAUCAUUUUAUUUUGUUAUAAAAAUAAGAAAUUACUUUUAUUAUAUACAGAGUGUAAUUCACAUUUCUAGUCUAUUUUUAAUUGUUACAAAUAUUCAAGUC
Molecule: messenger RNA, 1023 nt
Organism: Medioppia subpectinata
Lineage: Eukaryota; Metazoa; Arthropoda; Arachnida; Sarcoptiformes; Oppiidae
Source: the annotation of a GenBank genome assembly